UAUAAUUCCAAUCUCAACCAUUAAUGACCAGUCAACCUUGUAGUACUCUGACCCAAAAUUAAAGAAUAAAAGAAAAAGAAUCCAAACUCUAGAAGCCCAAACAAAGACAAGGCCAAUUAUGUAAUUACGUCCCACAGGCAGUGACCCAGCCUAAUCUUUCCGAGGGCAAGAAAAAGGUAGAGGCUUGCUAGAAUAUCUCUGCUUCAGCUUUCAGCUUCCCCAGCUCUGCUCCUGCUCUCAUUCUCUACCCAAUUCCUCCAAUCAAAGAAUUACCCAAAUUUUAGCUUUCUUCUUGUCAUUAUGGGAGGAAAUGGAAAGCACAGGUGGAAAAUUUCAUUUUACCAUCGUCACAAUUCUUCUUCAUCUCCCAAGCAUUCCGAGACCCAAACCCCACCCGAAUUCCUCUGCCCAAUAUCUGGGUCUUUGAUGUUCGACCCCGUUGUAGUCCCCUCCGGUCAAUCCUUCGAUCGAAUCUCCAUCCAAGUCUGCCGCGACCUCGGCUUCACCCCGACUCUCCCCGACGGCUCAAUCCCGGACUUCUCCACCACCAUCCCCAACCUCGCCAUCAAAACCACCAUCCUCACCUGGUGCCGCGACCACCACACCCAAGACCCCACCCCCCUCGAUUACACCUCCGUCGAGAAAAUCGUCCGUUCCAAGAUUCAACACCAAAGUCCUUCCACGCUUACGUCGGCUCCCGAUAUUCGGAUCUCGGAGCGGGAACUUUUGAAAGCCGUUGCUGAAAACCCGCCUGUUUUGUUCUCCCACGCGGCCACCGAGAUAGGACCACGCGUCAACAACAACUUAUACUGCUCCACCUCGUCAUCUUCUGAUGAAUCCGUUAUUAUUACCGCCAAUAGUCCCCACACGCCGUUACCACUUGCCACCCGCCCCGCGUGUUUCUCAACUUCCGGCUCAUCAUCUUCGUCCAUUGAAAUCACCGAAUCUGAGAUAAACCCUAAUUUCCAGUCUUCUUCUUCUUCUUCUUCUUCACCUGAAGAACAAGAGCUGUUUUUACAGCUUAAAAGUUCCGAUAUUUACGAGCAAGAAACAGGUUUGAUUUCGUUAAGGAAAAUCACGAGGACUAAAGAAGAAGCUAGGGUGUCUCUUUGCUCUCCUCGGCUACUAUCGACCCUCCGAUCUCUAAUCAUUUCCAGAUACAACGUUGUUCAAACCAACGCCAUCGCUUCGCUUGUUAAUCUUUCCUUGGAGAAGUCGAACAAGGUCUUGAUCUUAAGGUCAGGAUUUGUUCCGCUUUUGAUUGAUGUGUUAAAGGCGGGAUCUAGUGAGGCGCAAGAGCAUGCUGCCGGUGCGCUUUUUAGCUUAGCUUUGGAAGAUGAAAAUAAGAUGGCGAUUGGAGUUUUAGGCGCGUUGCAGCCGUUGCUUCACGCGUUGAGAUCAGACUCCGAGCGUACUCGGCACGAUUCCGCACUCGCUCUUUACCAUCUUUCUUUGAUUCAGUCAAACCGAGUUAAAUUAGUGAAACUCGGCGCAGUUUCGACUCUGUUGUCGAUGGUGAAAUCGGGGGAUUCGGCGAGUCGGGUGCUACUGAUACUCUGUAAUAUAGCUGCGAGCACGGAGGGGAAGUCAGCGAUGCUGGACGCCAAUGCGGUGGCGAUAUUGGUGGGGAUGUUGAGGGAAAGCGAGUUGGUCCCCGAGGCGACUCGGGAGAACUGCGUUGCGGCGUUGUUUGCAUUGAGUCAUGGCAGCAUGAGGUUCAAGGGAUUAGCAAAAGAAGCGAGAGCCAUGGAGGUCUUAAGGGAAGUCGAGGAGAGAGGGAGCCAAAGAGCCAAAGAGAAAGCGAUAAGGAUUUUGCAGAUGAUGAGAGGAAGAGAGGAAGAGGAAGAUGAGGAGAUUGAUUGGGAAGGUGCUUUGGACGCGGGUGGGCUCAGUCGCUCUCGGUACCGAGCUGGUAGAGAUGUUUUCGGUGCAAAUUCUACCAACUUUUAGUAGUUUUUGUGGGUUAUGUGAAUGUAAUUAUUGGUUUUUAUUUUGGAGGGAAGUUCAUUUCCUUCUUGUGAGAAUAGGGUUUUGUUCAUGACUUGGGAUGUGAAUUUGUACAUUCAAAUCUCUGGGGUUUUGGGGUUUUAGCUUCUUUAGGUUACGAUUGAAUUUUUGUAUUAAAAAUUGUUGAUGCAACAUGUUAGUGAGAAUCCUUUUGUUGUAAAGGCAAGUCCUGAGUGAAUCUGAACAACACAUUUUUAUGUAGUUUGUUCUUCCUCUGGAGCAAUAAAUAUUAGCUGCAAACAUGGUUGCCAA
Messenger RNA from Theobroma cacao (cacao), 2259 nucleotides. RefSeq names its product U-box domain-containing protein 38-like. The record is from RefSeq and is a predicted model, not a curated record. NCBI's taxonomy places the organism in Eukaryota, Viridiplantae, Streptophyta, Magnoliopsida, Malvales, Malvaceae. Gene Ontology annotation, biological process: protein ubiquitination. Gene Ontology annotation, molecular function: protein binding; ubiquitin-protein transferase activity.